CCGCCGUUUUCAAUCGAAAUUGCAUUUCGUUAUUUAAGCGUUAAGUUUAGCGUUAUUUCAUCUACUGCGUGACACUGGCUAACCCUUGCUGCAUUGAUGAAAUUUUGCAUUGCUGGUCGCUGCUGAUAACGUUCACAAUAUCAGUUCUUAUGAGGGCGCACAGACUAGCGACGAGAAGUUUGCUUUACAAAGGAUGUUGAGCUAGACAGCUGAACAUAACUGACAAACAAAGCGAUUGGUCAGUGCCAUGCAUAUAAUGAAUUUUAACUUAUGCAAAUUUAACAUUAGCGCGUGAAAAUCACUAGCAUCACAAGCGAAUUCAGCUGUGAAGACGGCGAGGCGUUGGAACUGUCCUAAAUCACUUUUGUCCGUAAGAUCAGAAGCAACCAGGGCGGCAAGCUGUCAGCCAAGUCAUGCUAUCUUAAGCGAUUUCCUCGUUCAGCUUAACCUCCAUUCGUCAAACAACCCAUUUUUCAAACAGGUAAAAAACUGACAUGGCCACGUUUGCAUUAAAGCUCCUCUUGUUUAUUACAUUGGUUAUCGUUGCUGCCCGUGGAUCAAGUACUUGUCCAGUAUCGUGCAACUGUACUACGACAAACUACAAACAAGUCUCGGUCGACUGCCGAGACCAUGGUCUUUCCGAGAUCCCAAGCGUGCUUCCAGACAACACAACAAGCUUGUAAGUGUACUGAUUCGUCUUUCUAUUAUAAUCGCCAGUCAUGUGCUUCGAUCAAAAGUACUUGGACACGUGAAUAAUGGCUGCUAUCCGAGUUUCACUUUUAUCAUUAUGAUUUAAUUGAUGUCAACUUCACAUAUGAAUCAUUACGCUGAUUUUGAUUUACUUUGACUUUUGUCAUUUAAUAUUUCGCUAAAUCGAUACUAGUUUUGCACAGAUAACCAGUAUUGCUUGUGAUGUUCAUGAGCUUUUAUUUAAACCGAGACUAGAUUUCUAAUUUUGAGGCAUUUAGGAGCCAAAUACAUGCAAAUUGUCAACAAAAUAACUGCUGAAUAUCAGUUUGUUUCCCGAAAGACAUCAGUUCAUGUCGGAAAACAGUACGAUUAGUGCAAGUCUGCUUCAUAUUUACAUUUCUCAUGACAUGUUUAUUGUUUUCCUCUGCACAAAUCAAAUCGAAAUUAAUGGAGAAGCCAGAACUAGGAUUCACUUCUGUUAUUAUGAAAGGUAAAUACUCUACCUCAAAACAAUAUCAAGGUGAUAACAUUCGGUACUAAGAAAACGUUGUCAUUUUUAGCUCUCUAACCAUCUCAUAAUUAUUCAAGUAAUUCUACUCCUAGAACAUUCUUAACUGUUAACAGCGUAAAGGAGGCUUAAGCACUAGGUUUCGCCUGGGAAAUUUUGAAAACAAACAUAACACUUUAUUUCUGGCACAACGAACACAAUAUACGAAAGGUGAGUUAUACACUUGAUGGUUUGAAAAUAUUUCCAAUUGAUCAUCUUUUCUAGAAUCUUGACCGCUGUUCAUAUUGUUAGAUGCCCAAGGGACUUUGAAAUAUUCCUCCAAACAAACCAGAUGUAAAUUGUUGGAAUCUUAUCCUAUUAUUGACAGUUCUCGAUAAAUCGUCAAAGCGUUAAAUUAUAAUUCAUUUUUUUGUUUACUAAAUGAAAGCCCUUGAAGAUGGCGCCUGUAUUAGCAAAUCACUUUGGCUUGUCUUCACAAUCACGAAGCUGUUGGUAAAGGAUAGUGUUGUACUAGAGGUGAAAAAAGGCUAAUAUUACUCUGUUUUGUUAGACAAAUGACAUGUCACCAUCGAAAGUUCUCAGAUUGUCUUGGAACUCUGAAUUAAAUCUGGUCAUGAUUGCAAAGUCAUCACCGGGCGAGUCAGUCACACAGUCAGCUUGAUUUUCAAUUCGCGGACAAUUAAUGACAAAAACAUCAAUCCCGCCCUACACGGUUGCAAGAUCACGAAUUGAUCGAAACUUUAUCCGUUUGUUCAUCAUUGCUUGAUUUAAGGACUGCCUUGAAGUCAUUUUGUUUUCGGCAAAUUUAUGAGUUACACAUAUAUGUUUUGAUCUCUUGUACACAAGGAGCAUUCGUACCUCUUAAUGUAUUCAUCAGCAUGGAAAUUAUUAUUCUAUAUGCUUCUCAACAUGAAGUUGACUCAACAGACAGCAGGGUCUGUGGUGAUUUGAAAGAAAGUAGUUAGACCAUCAUUUGUAAUGACGGCAAUCGAGCAUUUCCAGUAUGGAAAUAUUUCCCAGCAAGUUUUCGAUCUAGAUGUUAAAGGCAACCUUAAUUUUACCGCCAAAGAUAAAGUUAGACGAGCGAAUAUCACGUUGUCCCACGAAUUUCUAAUAUAUGGGCGCUAAGAUUGACUGCGUUGUGAAUCGUCAAUACUGUAUUGAGUGAACCAAAGUUUUCUCCCGUAUAGGUCAACAGACUUAACGAGAAUGUUCCAACCUUGUUACCACGAUUUUUUCGAUUAUCUUGUUCAGUAUCUGCACUCGAAACCCGCCGCUAUUUGGCUCACUAAUCAGCAAUAAUGACCCCUGAUGAAGGCACUAGACAGGAGUGUCGAAACGUUGGGUCUAUGAAUUCUAACUUCUUCGGUUACAUUCAUUAAAUCUGCAAACCAGAUUAGCAUCAAACUAUGUCUGAUUGUCCACCUGGUUGCCGUGUGAACUUUAAUAUAUUUUAUCUUAAGGAAAUGUUUCAUACCUUAGUCUAAUUUAAAUCUGCCGGAUUUCUUAUUUUCUGAAUGGUCUUUAUCAUUGCAGACUGAAAAAAUCUUUCAUGAUUAUUUUCUUUUUAUUUCACUGUAGAGACCUACGAUUUAAUCCUGUAAAAUGUGACUGCAAAUUCUACCAUCGCUGGAAAAAACUCAGAACGAAAGGAAUAGCCUUACAAGGGAAAUGCUCCAUUUCACCAGAGCAAGAUGGCCCAGACUUUAAGGAUCUCACCAAUGAUUAUUUCAAGUGUGGUAAGUAUCCUCUGUGUGAUGAGAAAUUAUAAUUAAUUGAAAACGUUUUAGAGGGCCUGCUCUGUAACAAUUUGUCGUGACAAUCUUGUAAGCGUUCGCGUGACACUUUAUUUCCUAAUUUAAUAACUAAGCUAAGGGUUUUGAUGACAGUUGGGUUACUUCAGAUUUAGGGGUAUAAUUGAGCAUAGGACGGUAAUGGCUUACUUGUAGUAAGAAUAAAGGGAGUAAGUUUCUAAAGAAACUGUGGUGCUGCGUCGGUGGGAGAGUAUAGCAGGUAAUUAAGGGUUAACAACUGGGUUGAAAACGUAAAUUGGCCACCGUAAAGGGUAAAAAAGCUGACGUUUCGAGCGUUAACCCUUCGUCAGAGUGAUUGGAGGAAUUGUGGGUUGUGUGUUGGUUUAUAUGCGGAGAGUGGCGCUACGCUAUAGGUGGGAAUAUGGUGACGAGAAAACAGGAAUAAAUUAGUUGAAUGAAAAGCGCUCGUUGAUACCGUGGGGAUUAAGAGUGCCGAUUUGGAAGAUAAAUUUUUGUUCUAGUGUUUUGCGGCUUUCCGAACCGCCAAGAUGUAAGGAAAAGCCGGAAACUGCCAUAUGUUGUUUUGAAUGAUUAGGGAGAUUAGGGUGUGUCUAGCGACUGGUUUGGAUGCGCCCUUGUCAUUUCUUUCCACGUCGCGAAGGUGUUCUCGGAAUCGGUCACCUAGUCGUAUUCCUGUUUCGUCAACGUACAACUUAUUGCAAUACGUGCAAGUUAUGCAGUAAAUGACAGUGACGGAAGUACACGUAAAGUGAUCAGUGAUCUUAAUGGAUCCUUUGGUUUGGGAUAUUUUCUCUACUUUAUGAAUGAAAGGACAAGUUUUGCAUCAUGAGCGAGUGCAUUUGAAAGUUCCAGAUUGGUCAUUGGUUUGAAAUGAACUUCUAAGCAAAAAGUUGCCUAUGUUUUUGUCACGUUUGAAUGAAAUAAGUGGGGGUUGCGAAAGGAUAGUACUAGUCUCUGAAUCGUUUUGGAGUAAUUUAAAGUUUUUAAGAAUGAUAGAUUUAACCGCGUAGUUGUGAGGGUGAAAUGUAAGAGUGAGGAGGACUUGAGAUCGUUUGAAUGUAGAAAGUUCGGAUAUUGUAUGCAUCGUAAAUAAACGCAAGAAAUUGGAAAGAUACAGUCCUAUUGAUUGUCGAACCAGCGCUCCGCAGAGAUUUUACUUAACACAGUGGAGAAUUCUGCAACACAAUUGGAGACCUGUACUUGGUGUUUUAGUAGCAAAUAAAGAUCAGCUAGAAAACAGUUUCCAAUGCUCAUUGAUCUAAUUGCAUUUUGGUUAAAAUUAGAUCGAGAAGUAGAAAAGGCGACAAAGUUCAACUGGUGACCAUUCUACAAUAUCAUAUUGAUGGUAGUGCUCUCUUGAAAAUAUUGUAUUGUCUGAUUUAAUAUAGGAGGCUCAUCUGUGUCCAGUUCAGCCACAGCCAUUGUAACUCAACCCCAGUCAGUUAUACAAAAUGUCAUUGUGACCUCGUCACCCCAGCCCGUCGCUGGUUCAAUAACGCCAACGAAAACAAUGUUUGCAGUACAAUCAUCUUCCAGCCAAGAUGUAUGGAACGUUGAUCGUUUGGAAUUCUCUCCGACAAGUUCCAUUUUCAAGCCCUCCGCGGUCACCACCACACCUGGAAAUCUUGGGAAAAGUUCUGCCUCCAUCAUCCAGACUGGCAAACUACAACCAGCACGUGCUGAAUCAGAUGCGACUUCGUCACCAACUCGUUCCGUCUCCAGUAACUGGGUCACUGUUACUACUCAACCCACAACACACGGUAAGGUCCAACUUUGAGAACUUUCAGUGAAUAUUUUCCCAUCCACCGACAAAGUACUACGCGCAUGUGUAAGCACGUCGUUAGCCUUCCAUUGUUAGUAUUGAAAUGUUUUGUAACUACGGACGAGAGAUUUUGCAAAUUGUUUGAACUCUCUCUCUUUAUUCUUAGGACCUCCAAUUAUUAUCAAAUUUGAGGGCCAGCCAAAGGUGACUCUCGGCCAGACAGUUGAAGUCAAAUGUAUCGCCACAGGCAACCCACCUCCAAAAGUUCAAAUGAAGUUCAAUGACCAGCUUGCUCAGGACGUAAAUGGAGUGAAAGUGACAUCAAGUGAGUCAGAAAGAACAAUCCAAUUCAAAGCGGAGAUAAACUCAACAAUUCACUGUGAGGCAACGAACGAGGUUGGACGAGAUAAACGCAAAAUGAAGAUUGCCGUAGAUCGUAAGUAAUAGCGUUCAUUGUUAAAACAACAAAACUAAUCAUAGCUCUUAAAUUUUCGUCCCUGGCGAAGUGACACUGCGCAUUAUCUGUUACAAGUUAUCCCUACUCUCGCGUUAUGGAUCGAUAAUUUAAAUACGAAUCAUGAUGCGGUUCGUUGUUGAACAGUCUUAGUCCUGAGAACUUUGACCUGGCGUCAAGACUCCAAACGCAUCUUUGAAAAAGCGCCGAGCAACCAAAAUCUGAGGAACAACAAAAGUUUUUUAUUUUCAAGCAUUAGUGAUGCAACAAUUUACGAAAAUCUUUUAAGAGUAUGUGUAAUAUGAAUUAAGUUAUUCUCGCCUCUUCCAGCUACUCAAACUCUGAUGCAAUCUUUAACGAAUAAUUCUCACCAGAAACUGGAGCAAAUUAUAUCCUGUUCAGAGUGGAGUUAACGAGUCAAGAAUUUCACAACAACAUGAACAAUAAGGAUUCGAAGGAAUUCCAAGAUCUGGCCCGGAGAAUUAAGUCAGAAGUAAGUCUUAAAUAAGAUCAAGAUCAAGAUUCGCUUUGACGAAGGGCUAACGCUCGAAACGUCAGUUACAAGUAACCUAGUUACGGUGGCUAAUUUACAUAAUCUACUCAGUUGAUAAAACCAAAUUACCUUGUUUAACAAGAUCAGUUAUCAUGUUCUGUCUGUUAACUUACUGAUUUUUUCAUAAUUAAUGAUAUCAUGAUUCGUUUAUUUAUGAAGGGAGAUAAUAAAUGUGUUAAUUCAGGCAUUUUGCAUCGAAGGUGCAGUUUGCGAUGAACGAUGUUCCAGGUUUCCUUGGCGCUAACCUAAUGAGGCUUUGGUAAGUGACAUUCAUUUCGUCACACAUACUGCAGUAAGCGGCGGUACGGUGGAAACUCGAUUUAACGAAGUUUAAUGGGACUGGAGCAAUUGGUUUGUUAUAUGAGGGUUCGUUAUAUCGAAAACCUCGAUUUAACGAAUUUACGGAAAACAACUAAAAAGGUCUUUAUAUCGAGGUAUGAUUUAUAAUGCUUGUUUUUUCUUUUUUAUUUUUUUGUGGUGUGACGUUGCACAACUUAGCCUUUUGGAAUUGGAACGAUUAAUGUAAAUAACAUUUGUGCUUUAAUGUCUAAAUGAAGAAUUUUUUUUAAAAAAAACUAAAUUAAACGCUUGUAUUUAUAAGCCGUAGUUAGUGGCUAUUACAAGGGCCAAUGACCAUAUAGUCUUGGCUGGACUUACGACCGAACCGGAACAGGCGAGGUUGUGAAAAAUUUUGAAAAUUUUUUAAGCAAGGUGAGAAAAAUAUUUAGGGGCCACGGUUUAAUUUGGUGUUAACUUGCAAAACUCACUGGAGAAGUCGACGACAGUUAGACGAAACGCGUCGGAGAAUAGAGAAGUUCUACAGCUAUUGGUAAUUCAGUGUUAACAACUGAGUUGAAAACGUAAAUUGGCCACCUUAAAGGGUAAAAAAGCUGACGUUUCGAGCGUUAGCCCUCCCUCAGAGCGACGGUGGCCAAUUUACGUUUUCAACUCAGUUGUUAACACUAAAUUACCUGCUUUACUCUCCCACCGAUGCAGCACCACAGUUUCUUUAGAAACUUACCCCCUUUAUUCUACAGCUACUGUUCGCAGUGUGCUGCUCACUUGUUUAGUUUUUAAAAAAAAUUUUUUUUUAAAAAUUGUCACGUGUUGACAUUUGUUCUUUAUAUCGGGGUUUGUUUGUUAUAUCGAGGAUUUCGUAAUAUCGAGGUUCGUUAUUUCGAGGUUCCGUUUUGUCCCAUAUAUUUUAGUGUAACUUUGCCCGGGCUGAAGAGUAUCGUUCAUUGUACCGAGGACUUCGCUAUAUAGGGGUUCGUGAAAUCGAGUUUCUGCUGUAACUGUUUUCACCGUCGACAGACCAAAAUGGAUUGGAAUUCCUCCCUAAACUUAUAAUUUAUAUCGCUGCCCGUUUACUUCACUGCCGUUAAAGCCGAAGUCGACUUUGAUAUGAAAUCUGACAAUCGUUUCACAGGCCAGGAUCAGGAAAAGCAGAUAUUUUGAUAAAAACAUUCCAAGACACAGGCGGCUCUGUAGAGAAAGCGCUGAAGGAAGAAGUCAAAGAUGCAAAACUUGGGAACGUAGCCGUGGACCGCUACUUAUACUCAAUUGAGCAGAGUAAAGGUAUGACGCGAAAAAUAUCAUAAUGUGGAGAAAAAGCGAAGUAGCUCAUAACUUUUAGUUUAGAUCUUUGGGCCAUAUUUUGUUUAAUAUCAUAACAUGACAAUUUGUGAUAAAUUGUUCUUUGCACAGUUCACUCAAUCAAGUGAACAAGGACAAGAAUGACAAAAAGAUGUCGGUCCAAACAUUUGUAUUGUAACAUUCGUAUCGACUGGCUAAAUGCCUCACAUCGGCUACUUACGCAUAAUGAUGGGGAAGCGUUUUGCACUAAAUUUUUGCACGUGUAGUUUCCUCAGUAAUGCUUAUAGUAACUUACCGAGGAGUUUCAGUUGUGAAACAUACACAAAUGAAAAGACCCACCGACUGGGCUUUUCAUUUUAUCAAAUCUUAAAUCUAGACUUUCUUUAAGCGUCUUUGGGCACAUUGAUUAAAAAUUUCGUGAACUAUGAAGGACCUGGAAAGCAUUUUUGAGUGAGCAUUGAUAAAGCCAGCUUCAGUUUGGUCAGCCGAUGACGUUCACAUGAAAACAAGAUUCCGGGUAUUAAAGACAUUGCGAAGUUUUUCCUUAGUUGCUAGCCACUCUACCCCUGGACAAUCAAAUUGAAAUGAUGAGAUAAGAGAAAUCCGCACGUUGUAAAUAUAGGUGGUAGUGAUGCAUCAUGGGUGUAUAACUUGUCUUCCAUUGCUAGGGAUUAUUAGAUUUCUUAUUAGUACAUUUUCAAUGUCUCCCUUCUCUAUAGCGUGCCCAUCUGUCUUUGAGAAUGUUACAUGGAAUGACGUAGUUUACGGAGAUGUUGACGUACAGCCUUGUCCCAGGGGAGCCAAAGGUCUGCAUCAUCAUAUUGAAUCGUUCUUCCUUUAAAGAAGCGAUAAUUGAACGAUUACCAGUGUAAAUGACUUUUCUAUGUUAUUGAAUGAUGAUAGUCACACUUUCUUUAUUCAUAUAAAGGCUAUAAACAGAAAAUGAUCUUUGAGGGAAGGAGAGGUGUGUGGCCAAGUUUUUGAUCAAACUGUUUGAAGUCUAAAGUUUAUUUUUGUUGAAAGGUUUUGCCAAACGGAACUGUUCAUCGGCGGGGAACUGGUACUACCCCGACUACACCAACUGUAAAAGUGACGGUUUUGACUAUCUGAGAGAUCAGGUCAGAAUAGAGACUUAAGUUGCUUUUUAUUUAUUUUUAUAGCUAUAUGAAAUGCAUUUAUGCUACUGAACUAUUUUGGAAGCUUAUAGGCGAAUAUAAGCGUUAUUUGACUUCUAUGAUGCCCUUAGUAACGAGACAGUGUACCAUACCAAGACGUCCAGUCCGUUAAAGAUGGAACCAUCUGUUCAACAUCUAAGUGCGCCCUAAAAACAACAACAACAACUGCUGAAUCAUAAAGUUUAUCAAAAAAAGUGUCAUAGCAUUUAAAUCCCAGAAAAUCACCUCAAUUCUCGGCCUCGAGCUUAUUAGCACAACAGCAGCCAAGAGUUUAAGGGCUUUGGGGCUAAGGUUACGGUUAAGGCUAACCUACGUUCAUGGGGAUAUAAAGUACGCGUACAGUUUGGAGGGCACGCGUACUAAAUGAGCAUGGCAAAAAUAUGACCUAGAAAUAUUACGAGAAAAAAGCUUUAUUCAGAUUUACCAAAUAUGGUUUUUUCGAAGCAAAAAUCUCAGAUUUUCUUGCGUAUAUGUGAGUAGCGUUUAAGAUUUACAAUACUUGAUUCGUUGUUUACUCAACUUCACAGCAAGAAAAUUGCGAAGAGUUGGGUUAAAAAUUCUGAAAGUUGUCACAUUUUAAACAAAAUCUUCUAUUGCACAAUACUUCAAGGACAUAUCAACAUUUACCGGGCGAAAGAUUGGUCCGAAAUAGGCUAAGUUUCACUAUUGCAUGCAAAUUCAGUUUCCAUUUCCCAUCCAUUAUUCGGAUCGUGUUUGGGAAUCGUACUAUUGCUCACUCGAUAGCUCUUUCAGCUGCUUUUAAGGCUUCCCAAAUCCCUUUUAAAAUCGAGUAUCCUUUCGUUACCUACUGCAAAAAAAUAUACAUUGGGAAACAGGAAGACGACAUGGUGACCUAUUCCGAGAACGCCUUCGCGACGUAGAAAGAAAUGACGACGGAUUCAAACCAGUCGCAAGACACUUAAAUCUCCCUAGUUAUUCUAAGCAGCACAUGGCAGUUUGCGGUCUUUCCCUACAUCAAGGCUGUUAGGAAAGCCGAGAACUUUAGAAUUAAAAUGUAUCUUUCAAAUCGGCACUCGUAAUUCCAACGGUAUCAAAGAACGCUUUUCAUUCAACUAAUUUACUCUUGUUUUCGUCACCAUGUUCCCACUAAUAGCGCAGUUUCAUUUUCUGCAUAUAAACACACACACAAACAACAAUUCCUCCAUUCUCUCCGACGAAGGUCUAACGCUCAAACCUUCAGUUUUAAAACUCUAUUCGGUAGCAAAUUUACGUUGUUAAGCCAGUUGAUAAUCCUAAACUAUCUUGUUUUAUUCUCCCACCCACGCGGCUCCACAGUUUCUUUAGAUCCCUACCCAUUUUUUCAUUUAUUAUUCCGUAGAUUUAAUUUAUAUAUAGAGCUCUUAAAAGUCCAUCUCAAGCGGGAUGGAACGGAAAAAAACACAUUAAAAAUCUCAAAACGCGUGGCCUAACUGGUCGGGAAGUUACAGUCGAUAGCGGACGAAAAUUUUCAAUUCUCAUGUUUGCUGACGUCAUUGGCGUACACAAUAGUAUUUCGGUCAAACCUGUAUUCAGCAGCUCUAUAUUUAGCGGUCACCCUGUAUUAAGUGGUCACUUGUCAAAGUCCCGAAUUCGUUUUCCCCUUAAUCACAGUAAUUUUCACCUCUAUUGAGCGGUCACCUAUAUUAAGCGGUCGCGGACACCCUUAACUAAGCCCCAACGGCCAUUUUUCAUUUUCCUCUACCUGUAUUGUAAAGCGGGACUACUCUAAUGAAAAAAAGGAGGUUAGUUUCUAAAGAAACUGCGGUGCUGCGUGGUUGCUAGAGCAUAACAGGGUAAUUUGGUGUUAUCAACUUAGUUGAUAAUACCAAACCACUCUAAUGAAACUAAGAAUAAUCCUCCAUUUCUUAAUCCGUAAGAAGUAUUUUCCAACGAGAAUCUGUACACUAAGAGUUCAAUUAUGGCAUAAAGUAGUGUUGUUCAUUGUUUCCUUGUGAUACUAUGGACUAUCUAUGGACCUUUAGAGCGAUCCAGUGGUGGAUCUAGGGGAGGCGUCCGGGGGGCCAGGGCCCCCCUUUUUCGGGGAAAAAAAAAAAAAGGAAUUGCAGCGGGAAGAAAAGCCGGCAGGGCAAGCGAAAAAAAAACCGGCCCCCCCCUUGGCUCAUGGUCGACCUGUAUUAGGCAGUUACGCCACCAUUUCCCGUGGGUGACUGCUAGAUACAAGUUCGGCUGUUUGAAGCGCGCUCGCGCUUUUGAAUUUGGGGACCGGAAUUUGCUUGCUUUGUUACAAUAGAUAUUGGUAGUUUCCGUCAACACAGGUGUGACUUGUUGUAACGAGUGUAAUGGUUCAAUUUGGCUUUACUCUUGAAUACUCGAAUCAUACGGAAACGUUCUUUUGUUCAAUUUCGUCUUGUAAUCAGCACGAACUCUUACGGGUAAUUGUUCUUCUCACAGAUUAAAGAGGUCUCGGCUAAUACUUCUAACAGAGACGACACAGAGAAGAGUAUCCUAAAAAGCUUGCAACAACUUUUUACGCUCUUAAAACCACACGAAGAUUUCGCAGUGCUGGCGGGAGACGCUGAUACAAGCGCGGAAAUGUUAGAAAUAAUUGUAAACUAUCUUGCAAAAGAAAACAAAGAUGUUGCUCACAGUAAAGAUGAAAUUAAGGUAACCAGGAAGAUUGUAUACUUAAUUGCUUUCUUAUAUACUUGUUAACUAUCGUGUUGAUGUCUAGCUGUCUGUCGGGUACACUGCUCGCUGAUUGUUCUCCAACUGAUGCUCAGAUUCCUGCUAUACAUACCGCUGACCUUGGACCUCAGUGUUGUCUCUUCCCGUUGCUUAGGAAAAUCGCCGGUAUUUCUAAAGAUAUACUCUGCAUGACUUUCAUGUCUCAGUCUCAAAGUAACUCUUGAGUCACUUCUGGAUUAAGUCAGUUCGUGCAUUGGUUGGGUUUAUUCCUAGAUCUUUCCUCCUUUAUCUUCGCAGGUGGAUCUUCGGAUUCUUUUGCGUUGCAAGGAAACGAACGUUUAUGACAUUAUAUGAAUAAUCGUUUUAUCUCUUUUUUUAUUUUCUAUUUUUUGGCAGCAUGUCAUUGACGUGGCAAACCAUAUUCUUCACUGGCAUAACGAGCAGGAAUUAAUAAUGGCUCAAAAGGUAUUUUUUUUUUGUCAAAUUAUUCGCCUGUAACCAUCAUACAAUAAUAAUAAUAAACCAGUGAGAAGAAAAGCACAAUUUUCUUUUUAGUGAUGAUGAAGCUGGUUCAUUUUAUUUGCAGUAUUUGCAGACCGCAUCAAAAUUCAUCAGAGUUCUUGAGAAAUAUGGCCUUCAGGCUGCAAAGGUGGCUUCAGUUGGUGAAGUUAGAAAUCUUGCAAUAUUGAUAACUGAGCAUGUUGGUAAGCUAUCCCGAGGACACUGACUAUAUAAACAAGAAUGCUCUAAGAACUCAGAUGUAGAACCAGUCAAACUUAAGGACCUGUUAAGUACGUUAAAAACGUUAAGAAAUGCAAAAUUAUGAAGAUCACAAAUAGAAACAGCCCUGUGUAUCAAGUAUCUAUUUGAACAGGACUGUUUUGGAGGAAGUAAAGGAAUUUAAGGAUGUUGGUUUAACCACAGAUUAGUAUUUAAAGUGAGAUUUUCAUAUUGAUAAUGUUGUGGAAAAAGCAAACAGAAUGCUUGGUUUGAUCAAAAGAACUCGUAAAGGUCUUUAUGAUGUAAAACCUUGAAAACUCUCUACUGCUCUCUGGUCCGGUCUAAUCUAGAAUGCUGCUCCGUGGUUUGUCUCGCUAUACCAAGAAAAACAUUAAAAAAAAGGUGAAAAAGUACAGAAAAGAGCCACCAAAUUCAUCAUAAAGACGAAGCAUGAGUAUGAAACCCGAUUGAAGAAACUGAACUUAUUGUUACUUGACAAAGAAUAGUUUAAGCUGAUGUUAUUUUCCUUUACAAAGCGCUGAAUGACAUGAUCAAUGUUGAUAUUCAACCUUAUGUUGACUUCCAUUCAGAAGGCGACCUUUACUCCGAUAACUUAACUCUGAAAAAGGAAUAUGCUAGAACCAACGUGCUAAAAUAUUAAUAUUGUCUUAGAAAUGUAGAUAGAUGGAAUGAACUACCAACAGACACUCGUUUUGAAACUAAAAGAAAAGGACAUUUAGGUCGAAAGCCAGAAAUUAUCUAUUGUUAUAGUCUUAUUUAAAUGUGGGAACGAGGGGGGUGUUAUUGUUAUAAUUUUACUUACUCUGGUUCUAUAUGGGGUCAAGGACUCCUUUGCAGAUCUUCCAUUUGGCUUGUUUCAUUUCACCAUUUAUCUUUAUUCUUUACUUUUGUGUAGUAGCUAAAACACCUGUAUAGGACAUGCGCACACUUUACUCUGAUUUUUACACUGACAGUUAUGGGUGCUGGAAUUGCCGAUCCUGAACGAAUCUCAAAAGACGUUAUUUUUCCAAACUACAACUGGCCAGAUUUAGGAAAGAUCAAACAACAAUGGAACAUAACAACGUUUGUAGUAUUAAGUCAGCAAAUGAUUAAAAGUAUUAAAGUCGGUAAGUUAGCAUUAAAAACUUUGCUAUGAGUGUCUUUCGCAGCCCUUUUUUGAGAUGUAACGAAUAAAUGAAAAAACAAAACUAAACAGAAAAUAAGAAUACAAGGAGACUACUCUGUAAUUUCCUUUGUACUUUUUUUCAACCUUCUUCGGAACUGCAGUAAGUUAUGAAAUUAGCUUUUUUGAUCAUGAUUGAAAUGAAUUGUACUCUUAGGAUUGUGGUCGCUUGAUGUAGUUUUAAAGGUCACUUUAGUGAUUUUUCGAUCCUGGAAGCGACUUGGUGUUGUUUAUGAUAACUUUGCACGAACUUAUUUUCAAAUAAUGCAAAUUUUCCGAUUUGUCAAUAUAGGUGACUUUUUCGUCCAUUGGUAUGGUUAUUGUUUGACAAAAAAGCGCAGUCGACUUGGCUUCUUACGUAACACCUUUAUAGAUACUUUCGAUUCGGACGGAAAUCAACUGUCUUUACAGCAUUGUGCCCUUGGUUAUGAUAAUAGAGGGAACUCGAGCUUGUUUAUGAGUCACUUUUAACUUAAAUCUCCUUGUUUAUCUUGUCUCUCUGAAGGAGAUGAUGGAAUACGAAUUGCUGGAUUUCUAUUCAAAACUCUGAGACGAGUUCUUUCUUUUGAAAGGUGGGUGACAAAGCACCAUUACAGAUAAUAAUAUACAUUUUGUAUGUGAAACUAAUCCAAACGUUAUGUGAGUUGCAUGUAUGUUGUCCGAAUAUUUUGCUUUUGAAUCAGGGACCUCAUGUCAUGUCAUGUCGAUUGUUUUACAUUUUACGUUUAUUUUGUUAGUGCGUUCAGUGACAAAGGCCAAGCGUUUGAAAUCAACUCGGUUGUGAUUUCUGCCGCUACUGACCCAAAACCGACGGAAAAACUCACUGAGCCCGUCAUUAUCGCCUCCACUAACCUGGAAGAAGUUGAUGUAAGUUUUUCAUGCAUAUGGCAAAAUCCAUUUGCUUUGAUUCCUAUAUUUUAAGUGUAAGAACAAUGAGAACUGAGUUUACUCACUUGGAAUUUAAUUCCUUUAUUUUUUCACUUUCAGCUUGACGGUGCCGAACCGAUUUGUGCAUUUUGGGAUUUUAAGAUGUAAGUAUAAUAAGAUGAAUGGUAGAUUUGCUGAUUAUCGCCGCGUCUGACAAAUGUAGUGCAACGUGACUAUUGUUCUCUGUGGAGAGGAACUAAGAAGUUUCUUUUCAAUUUCUCUGAAUGAAAAGAUAGUUGAUAAAUCAAAAUAAACACCCAUUUAACGUUUACAAGAAUGCCUCCUAGUAGAGGCUGUACCAUCCUAUCGGCUGACCUUAUCCGGGUGAGUCAACUUAAAUCUAGGCUGUUCAAGUUAUAGUUUACUCCUUUUGUUUGCGCUUGCACAGGAAUGCGCCCCACGGAGGUUGGUCUGAUGAGGGUUGUAAUACUUCUUCAUACAAUCGUAUGCAAACAACUUGCCAGUGUGAUCACAUGACCAAUUUCGCAGUGUUACAGAAAAAACCGCUGGCUGCCUCCUUCCAAAGGGUAAGUGCUACGUCAAUAUCACGGUAACAUGUAUGGUGCAAGCGGACCACAAUGAAACCUCCCAGACACGAAUGUUUCAUUUGACUUGAGUUUGCUUAUGUAUUCGACCCUAACCUUACAGCCUGCAAUUUUUCGUUUGAUUGAGGUGUUUUUGGUGGCAUCAAUCUUUAUUAAAAAGACAACAGCUAGCAAUUUUCUAUUCCAUGUUUAAGUUGCACAAAUGAUGUUGGCACCGAGUUAAUUCUCAGCGCCUAUAAUACUUACUUUAUCCGAGGGGGAGCAUCCGCCGAAAAACUCUUUUGAACGUAUUCAUCACAUAUUUUACAAAAUUAUUUCUUCUUCUUUUCGCAGGGAUUUCCUAACCCAAUUGGUGAUUUUAUCCAUUGUAUUUACAUCGCUUGUUGGAUUAUAAUCGCGUUUGCGGCGAUAACGUUUUUGAUCCUCCUGGUUUUAAGCCCGUGAGUAAACUAUAUGUUAAUCAUAAUUUGCAAUCACUUGCCAAAUCAAAUUAAAUUUUUCAGUGAUGAAGUUCGUGGUGAUUUCUGUUUCAGCUGGCUGAAGCCUGACCGUACAUGGGCAAUGCAUAUGUGUGUCUGUGCAUCUGUGAUUGUAACCUUCGUGUUACUCAUGCUUGGCCUGGCAUCCUAUAAUAAUGUGGUAAGAUCAACGUGUUACUCAGUUAAAGAUGUUACGGGCGUAAAGUUCCAUACAUAGCUCUUACUAUGUGAUAGAGCAGUCUGAUUGUCCGUAUGGUAUGGAGAGCAUAACACAGUGAUACCCGGGCUAGGAUUUUUGUUAUGUCCACCAAUUGUCUCCCAGCGGUGAAGGUGAACCCAGUGUGUUGUUCACCCUUCGACUGGAGAGACGCAGUGAUGAAAUAGGUAAUUCUGGAUCUCUAGUUCCCCAGGGCUGUACUGGAUUUACUGGCAUUCUCGCUAUGUCAGACGGCAGUUGCGUAUUGAGGAAUAAUGACAAGAUUUGUUAUUCUCUGGGGAGACUAAAUUUUCCUUAUCAUAAGCCGGCUGAUUAAUACCACUGAAGAUAUCUUCAAUUUAAAAUACAUACUUUUAAAAGUUCUUCGCCAAGGGCGAAUUAACUAUUGUUGAGCCUGAGGCAAAUAGUUGUUUUAGUAUCAUUGCUCAGGUGCUUUCAAAUUCUGUUGUAAAUUCUUUAAACAAAGUAAGCAUUGCGCAUAUUUUAUUACAAUUGCGCUGAUUACCUAUAUCAAGAUGAGCUAGCAGUUUUAGCAGGUUUAUUGAAUUUAAUCAAGAAUAGUUUUAUAUCUUUCUUUUAAAAAGUGUUCUGUCAAUCUUUUAGCAGCUUUUCUGCUCAUCACAAUUGAAUUUUUUCUUUAUCGCAUUUAUUACUUCAAGAAAAUGAACGACAAUUUUUAAAAACAUAUUUGGACAGUUCUUCUGUCAUCUUCAGUUCUGAAUGAUACAAAAUACAAAGUUGAAUUUAGAGCGUGUAACAAAAUGCUGAUUGGACAAAACAAACAACAGUAAUAGAACAAUGUAUGCAUUUACAAGGAAGUUUUAAUACAAUUGACUAAGUGAAGGUUUCUUCCAUUGAAUGUAGAUAGCUUCUUUGAUUUUACGUUGUGGAAGCGUGAUCAAAGAAGCUAGCCACAUUCAAUGGGAGAAACCUUCACUUAGUCAUCAUCAUGUUACUAUUGUUUGUUUUGUCCAAUCAGCAUUUUGUUACACACUUUAAAUUCAACUUUGCACUUUGUGUUAUUCAGAACUGAAGAUGACAGAAGAACUGUCAAAACAUGUUUUUAAAAAGUUUCGUUCGUUUUCUUAAAUUCGUUACAUAUCUGCUUCUCUCCAGACAUUUAUCACUUCCCCUGAAACGUUGACAAAACGCGAGGCAGCCAUUUUGACAUUUAGUACUCCUGCUACAAUUACUUCGCGCGAGGUGAUUAUGGCGAAACAUGAAGCAAUCCUCGACGAAUCAGAGAGCGCGUCUGUUUGAUCACCUGAGCAAUUAUACUAAAAUUGCUUAAAGAGUUUACCAGCUAGUUUCUUAAAAAAUGUUUGCAUGAUUUCGCUAUUUUUAGGGGCUGUGUAACCUCUUCUCCUUCUUGGUUCAUUAUUUUUACCUGUGCACAUUUUCUUGGAUUCUUGCUGAAAGUGUUUACAUGAGAACUUGGGAUACUAACUACGGACCAAAGAAGAAAUACUGGAUUGGAUACUUCCUUCUCGGCUGGGGUGAGUAUAUAGCAAGUUUGUAAUUUGCAGAUAUUUUAUCAAAUUGUUUCUUUAGCGUUAAACACUAUUCUUUUUCUUAUGUGUUCAAUUAAGGUCUGCCUGGUAUUCCGAUGCUUAUCACGUGGUUUAUAAACAAGAUGGCCGGUUUUGAUAGCUUCCUUUCGUGAGUAUAGCAUUUUACGCUUGUAUCAUAAGGACGUUUUCGUUAUCUCAUGUGAAACAGUAUUUAAUGCUCUUUCAAUGAAUCUUUUCUCACUCCAUGCAUUUAAUUCAUCUAAAAGAGUAAACUGUCACGAGUUCUUUAGAGUCAGUAAGAAAUGCUUAUACUACACUGAAGAGUCACUAAAAGUCCUUCGUUGCUUCUCAAAAAAAUUGAUUCUGCAGUUGGUGUAGGUGCAAACGUGGUACUCUUUGUUUACAAAUGUACGUAUUGCUCCACUCGGCGACAGUAUUAAUCCAAUUAAGUUAAGGUAAUUCAGACUGUAGAACGUUUAAGCAAAUCCUUUUCUUUUAAAUUUUUUUGCUAAUUGAACAGUACUAAUAUUACUUACAACACUCGCAGUACAAGUUACAGAAACUUACACUAUUCACAAUACUUACUCUACAUACUACAAUACUAGAAAAACUCAUAAUUUACAAUACUUACUCUAACAAUGCACUAACAAUGCUUACUCUACUUACAAUUACUUACAAUACUUACAAUUAACUACAAUGCAGACAUUAUUUACAAAACUCGCGUUACAGAAACUUGCUCGACUAAUAAUGCUUACUCUGCUAACAAUACUAACACUAAUAAUUACAUGGAAUACUGGCACUACGAUCGUCAUUUUACUAACUUUUUUUUAACAAUAUUUUUAGUACUACAUUAUAUGCCAUACAAAAAAAUUAGUAAUAUGGGUUUUUUUUUAAUAGAUACGUACAUAAAAGAUAAAUAAUUUGAUAAACAAAAAGAUGAAUAAAUAAAUAUGUAAAUAGAUGAUGAAAUAAGUAUAGAGUAUGUUUAUGCACCAGUAGUAAUCAGCACUAACUGCACAGAGGCAGAGUACUGAACCAAAACGUAUGAAAGAAGCAUGUGUCAGGGGAGAAGGGGCAGCGCUACAAAGAGAGAGAAAAUAAAGAAUUCGAAAUGAAAUUAUCUAGUUGUGUUUGGAAAUAGAAUAAGCAAAUAUUAUCUCAUGCUUUAAUAGUAAGAGGAAUGUCUACGCACAGUUUGUACAGAGGCUUAUAUAGGCUGAUGUCUACAGUUUUGAAAAUAAUCAUUGAGGUUUAUGUAAAUUGCUUAUAAUUCACAGUAAAAAUAACAUUUCUUAUGAACAGUUGUAAUAACCCGUGGAACUCAUGAUUUAUUGUAUUAAGAACUUGCGCCAAUUAAUAUUCAACUACUGUUUCUUCAGGUGCUGGUUGUCAAUAUAUCCCAACCCCAACCCUUUGGUGUGGGUAUUCUUUGCACCAGCUUUAGUGUUCUUCCUGGUAAGAUAUAUUUAUCGUGUCUUUUUUAUUUAGGGUUGUGACUGAAUUUAUCAUACCAGACACAAUUUAAAAUUUUGGUUGGUUAUGUACCUUAUUGGGGCCGAUCAAAUCAUAUUUUUAUGGAAUUAAGGUUGCUACGUAUGCAGUGAAUUUACUGUUUGCGCAAAAGUAUCAUCAGACUUGUGAACCGAUUGAGGUUGAGCAAUUUUGAGGUGAUGGAGAAAAAACGCUUUGACACUCAAAGAUGUCUAUCGUAUCUUCAGGUGAGCUGUUGCAUUUUGGUAAGAGUGUGGAGAGCUGUGACUGGAUCACCGAGACAGAGGCUAAAAGCAGAUUAUCCAAAAACACGAUUCAGGUAAAUAUAACAUUAAGAUUGUGAUAUCAUUAAUUAAGCAUAUUGUAUUUAAAAAAUUGAGUAACAUGACACUCCAUUAGUCAUUACCGGUUUAUUGAGUCUGAUCUUCUUUUUCCUGCGCAGUGGUGAGGGCCCUCGCUUCCCUCCAUUCCGAGUUCGAUUCCCGUGCCUGUCGUCACAUACGGGUUGACUUUGUUGUUGGUUCUUGUCGUUGCUCCGAAGGUUUAUCUCUGGGUCCUGCGGUUUCCCCCCUCCGCAAAAACCAACGUUCCAAAAUCCAAUUUGACCACGAAACAGAGAACAGGAAGAGUCACCUCGUGGAUUAUCCACUACUUAAUCAUAAUUUUUAUUAUUAUUAUUAUUAUUAUUAUUAUUAUUAUUAUUAUUCUUAUUAUUAUUAUUAUUAAAUUAUAGUCACUAUGAGUUUCUCCUACUAUUUCGACCCCAACUCGUAACCCAGGGUCCCAGUUGAAUCCGUGUUCGUGGCUUCCACAGAAUAUCUUGAUCCAAAUUUUUUCGAGUUUGCGUUUCUUGCUGUUCCGGCAUUUGUUUUUAGAGUACGUGUUUUUUUUUCACUUAUUCAGAGUCCAUGUACGUUAUUGUAUCAUCCUGAUGAUUAUGUUUCUAAUGACCUGGUUGGUCGGCAUUCUUCUGAUCCAGUUUUACUGGAAGGCGUUGCUGUGUAUUCUGUUUAUCAUUUGCUGUAUCAUUACGGUAUGGUUUUCUUUUAAAUUUUCUUUUUUUUCAAAUUUACUACUACCAAAUAAACAUCUUUGUGAAAGAAUUCAGGCCGAUUAAAAGGGAUUUGAUGAAGACAUUGUGAUCCUCUACAAACUGGCCACUCUCUUCAUUCUUGGAAACAUUGUUUCGUUCAGUUCAAUUUGGUUGAUCUCAGAUUUCGAGCGUCUUUUCAGUGGUAUCCAAACCAAGAAAAUUUUGAUAUUCUUUUAUCCAAACUGCACGGCACAUGUCAUGAAAAUGUGGUUAAAACAACGUGAAAGCGUGACUUUUGAGCCGCUGGGUGGGGUGGCGACAUAAAUUAUCCUUGAAAAUUAACAAGUCUUUAUAUGAGUGACAUCGCUCACUGGUUGAUUAAAGAAUUAUUUCAGCCUAUUGCAUAAAACCAGAGUUUUCUUUGAUCUUGAACUCAUCAACGGGCUGAUACUCAAAAUUUAUAUAUUGAUAAUUAUUCUCAAGGAAUGUUUUUUGCAUUCCAGGGUUUGAUGAUACUGUUAUUUUAUGUGGUCAUGGACCGUCAGGUAUGAAAAGGAAACGACUGUUUUACAUUUUCUUAUUUGUGCAGGUUUUUUGACUGAGGCCCUCCUUUUAAAAUGAACCGACUCUUAUUAACGUGGCUUGGCAAUAAUGGGAUUGUGUCUAACCAAAGAAUCGAACUGGAAUAUAUUGUUUUAAGUCGAAAACUACAAAAAUCAGGAUACUUAAAGAAAUACACAAAAGCCAAAAGACAGAGUUUGUGUAGCUCAGUUGCUACAAAUUCAAUAUCGUAGAGAAAAUGUUUAGAUUCCUAUUUUGUGUUCAGGUCCGCGAUGCCUUUAGGCAGUGCUGUUGUUACUGCAAACGAGGUCGACAAGGGAGCUACUGGGUUCAAGGAGAUGACGUUUGGAUCCAAAAGCAACAAGAGCAGCGCGAGGUAAGUGAAACUGAUUAAAAAGUGUUAAUCAAUGCUGUUUUUUGUGUCACACACUGCUAAUUGAGUUUUGAAAGCUUAUUGGCCAAGGCUUAACAUAAGAUUAACAAGCAGACCACUUUUAUUGCUGUUGCCAACAGCUGAACCAUUUAUUACUCUUUAUCAAUUGCAAAAGUACACCGCACUCUGCGAAAUAUCUUUAGCUACACUUGAACCUUCUUGUAUGUCUUGAUUGUCAACAUCUAAUAAAGCUCCGCUUGCUUGUUCGUUUAGCAUCGACAGCCAGAUACGGAAUGUUUAGUUGUUGACGCAGGAGAAGAACCAGACCAUGAAAAUGAAGAAAAGAAACAAGAGCACGAAGAACCUCUCUUGAGACCGGAAGUCGGGCCUGUAUUGAAGGAAAGACCGUUGUUAGAGUCUUCCGAGGAUAGCUUUGAUCCUUUGUAUGAGAGCGUUAGGCGGCCUAUUAGGGUUGACGUUCGGCCAGUCCAGCCCAAAGAGCAGGUAGAAACAGAGCCUAUUUAUGCUAAGGUAAAGUGUCACGAGAAAUAUUUUCAACGUCUACAUAUAUUUGUCACCAGAUAAUAUGUACAGUUAUCACGCUAACUUUAAUAAGUAUUUUACUUAUCGUGUUCUCCUUUAAAGUGAAAUAUGAUAUGGUGUACUUUAUGAGAUCCAAGCGUUGUGUUUUCAAUAGGUCGAUUUAAGUAAGAAGCAAAAACCUCUCAGGCAUCCUGAAUCAGAUAGUGACGAUGACGAUUUAACUCCAGAAGAAAGGGAAGCACGAGGAAUUCGAGGAUUGACACGGGAGCAAGUAAUCCGCAUGGCGAAAAAAUCAGACGCCUCAAAAAGAGUCCUUAGGACUUACGAAAGUCCGACAGGAAGCACCGAGGUCCUGGACCCAAAUCGGCCAGUGUACUUAUUAAAUCAGCAGGAACUUGAUGAAGAACUCAAACACUUUCGAUUAUUCUUCGCACAAAACACGCCAGCUUCAACAAGUACACAUAGAACGGAAGAAACCGAGAUCAGCAGCAGUUUUGUUAGUAAGGAGACAUCCACCACAGUGUCAAACACCCAAUUUUCGUCCUUCUCGUCGGUUAAAGAAGAAAGAAGUUACUUUCAACGAGGAUAUGACAAAGACGAGGGCCCUUCAAGUUCAACGACCAAAACAGUCAUGAGCCAAGAGAGUUCUUCAGUAAAAACCGGUGUGAACGUCAAAAAAACAUCUGCAUCGAAAAAGGGGGAUACGGCAGCACUGAUUUUAGAGGAAACAGCGAUUGAUUCUUCUUUAGAAGAACUUGACAGAAGGAAUGAGAACAAUAAAACUGACCCGUCAAGCAAACCUACAGCUGUGGUAAGAUGUGGUAAUUUUUGACGUCUUCUCCUGGAGUAGUUUCCAGAACAAAAUGAACUAUAACAUCUGCAUGAAAUGAAACAGUUUUCCUAACCUACAUUUCAUGAAAUCAAUUGAUUACUUCGAUCAAAUUAUAAUCUCUUGCUUCAAUUUAGUUUUUACGGGACUCUUUCAAUUAAUUUGAACGACCUAAGAUCGAAUUAAUCUUUUUUCACAUGAUUCUGAAUAAAUUAAACUAAGGCUGCAUAAGUAUUAGUAACUGUAGCAUCCCUAUUUCUUCACAAGAAAAAAAAGACACGUAGGAACACGUCAAAAAGUGGUAAAUAGUUUAAAAUAGUAAAGACAUGUCAAAAUUUCUAAACUAACAACGCUACCUUGUAUUCAAGAAUUAGACGAUUUACAAAAGAGUCAUUUAAACCGUCUGUGUUAACUGUAGGGCAAUGACAAGAUUUCUAUUUAAAGUUAUAUUUCCUGUCCUUUUUCUUGGUGUUUAAAUUUCGAAGAGAACGUAGAUUUCACUUUAUUCAAUAUUUUCCUUUCCCAUUAUCUAGAUGUUCAUGCAAAUAAGUAUUUACGCUCAUUACUUCUCUAUAGUAGAAAGAAGCUCUGAAUUGUUGCAAGCUCAACUUUUGAAUCACCUUACACUGAAAGACUGCAUGAGGUGAUAUGAAGAAAUAAACUGAAUAUUAUUUUUUAACUUCUUUUACUUUUCAGUAGAGUGGCAAUGAUACUGACGACCUACGUUCAAGUUUGUUGAGUUACUUUACUUCACAACAUCAGCAGGAUGUUACAACGGGGGACAACUGGCGUGAAUUAUAUGAGGCACUUAAAGAGUGA
Molecule: messenger RNA, 22390 nt
Organism: Pocillopora meandrina
Lineage: Eukaryota; Metazoa; Cnidaria; Anthozoa; Scleractinia; Pocilloporidae
Source: the annotation of a GenBank genome assembly